Molecule: messenger RNA, 1407 nt
Organism: Pongo pygmaeus (Bornean orangutan)
Lineage: Eukaryota; Metazoa; Chordata; Mammalia; Primates; Hominidae
Gene: DUT
Product: deoxyuridine triphosphatase
Exons: 7
Coding region: 118-930 (270 amino acids)
Biological process (GO): dUMP biosynthetic process; dUTP catabolic process
Molecular function (GO): dUTP diphosphatase activity; magnesium ion binding
Source: RefSeq, a predicted model, not a curated record
AUCGGGCGCGGUGUCUUGCCCACAGCUUGGGGAGCGGCCCCGGGCGCAGUAACUGUCACCGGCGCCGAGAUGCGGUUCCGGCGCUUAGGGCGCCGCUGAGCUCAGAGCCCGGGAGUCAUGGCUCAGAGCCCGGGAGUCAUGGCUGCGGGCGGUGCCGCCCCAAGUAAGUCAGUCCAGGAGCAGGGCCCGGGCCUGGCGUACACUCUCGGAAAAAUGGGGGCCAGAGCAAACAAGAAGAGCGAGAGCAAGAGGCCUAGGCAGCCAGAGGCGGCAGCAAGACUCAAGACGCCAAGGGCGCCGUCUUCCUGGGGCUCCUGGGCCUGCGCCAUCCCUGGGCGGCCGAGGCACCGCCUCUCCACGCCCCUCGUCCGGCGGCGGCUGCGACUGCUUCCGAGGUCAUGUUCCCGGGACGCGCGCGUCUUCAGGGUGGAAGCCUGGCGCACGUCCGGAGAGACACCCACCAUUUCACCCAGUAAGCGGGCCCGGCCUGCGGAGGAGGGCGGCAUGCAGCUCCGCUUUGCCCGGCUCUCCGAGCACGCCACGGCCCCAACCCGGGGCUCCGCGCGCGCCGCGGGCUACGACCUGUACAGUGCCUAUGAUUACACAAUACUACCUAUGGAGAAAGCUGUUGUGAAAACGGACAUUCAGAUAGCCCUCCCUUCUGGGUGUUAUGGAAGAGUGGCUCCACGGUCAGGCUUGGCUGCAAAACACUUUAUUGAUGUAGGAGCUGGUGUCAUAGAUGAAGAUUAUAGAGGAAAUGUUGGUGUUGUACUGUUUAAUUUUGGCAAAGAAAAGUUUGAAGUCAAAAAAGGUGACCGAAUUGCACAGCUCAUUUGCGAACGGAUUUUUUAUCCAGAAAUAGAAGAAGUUCAAGCCUUGGAUGACACCGAAAGGGGUUCAGGAGGUUUUGGUUCCACUGGAAAGAAUUAAAAUUUAUGCCAAGAACAGAAAACGAGAAGUCUUACCUUUUUCUUAAAAAAAAAAAAAGUUUUUGCUUAAAGCGUUUUGGUGUUUUGCACUGCUGUAAACUUACUAGGUUUACCUUCUAACAGUACUGCAUUUUUUACUUUUUUUUAUGAUCAAGGAAAAGAUCAUUAAAAAAAAGUUUUUCUUUGUGUUUGGAUCAAAAAGAAACUUUGUUUUUCUGCAAUUGAUGGUUGUAUGUAAAUCUCCUUUGUGGUGACCUGAUGUAAACAGUGUCUUCUUAAAAUCAAAUGUACAUCAAUUACAGAUUUAAAAAAAAAGCCUGUAUUUAACUCAAAAUGAUCCCCCUUCAGCAACUUAUUUUGCUUUAAUUGCUUUAAAUCUUAAGCAAUAUUUUUUAUUCAGUAAACAAAUUCUUUCACAAGGUACAAAGUCUUGCAUAAGCUGAACUAAAAUAAAAAUGAAAAGGAGAGAUUAAAGGUA